CACGGUCGAUCAAUUUUUUUUCUGCGAACCGUCUUCUUUUCGGUGGACCCCGAAAAAACUGUUGACAGUCAACAGACUUUUGCUGAAACGGAAGGAACCGCUGGUGAAACGUGAAACGGUGCCGUUUCCUAACCGAACUGCGCGUUGAAAUUCGCGGAUUGACCUUGAGGAGUGUUGUGUUGUGUGCAGAUCAGUGACAUUCAGGUGGACGUUUGGACGGUUACAAUUUGACAAAUGGACUGUGAAAAUUAAUGGUGAAAAGUGGAAAAUCAAUCGGGUGCGUUUGAACAAAGAUCGAGCGAUUUUUGCGGCUGUUUUGAGGAUUGAAGCGUGAAUUAACGCCGUUCCUGCGUGGCCCCGAUCCACCCCCUUGCUGGUGCUGGUGGUUCCCCCGAAGGGACCAAACACCACCACGCGAGAAUGAGGCGGAGGAUACUCAGCCUAAACUCGUUAGGCUUAAUUUUGCUCGUUCAGUCCACUGCGGUGCUGUCACAGCUGUUUCCGCUGGAGGAAAGUGAGUACACAAAUGCACUAGCACCGAGAAAGUACCCGCGGCAGGCCAAUUCGGUCGCGCCUCGUUACGAUCAUACCCACAUUGAGACGAUUGAUGUCACUUGUGACCAGAAGAAUGGCAUGUUCGUCACCAUCGAGUUCGAGUCGGACUUCCAGGGUAUCAUCUACAGUCAGGGUUACUUUAACGAUCCAAAGUGUCGUUACGUGACUCCGGGUCGGGGUGGGCGACAGUUCUCGUUCACUGUGCCGUUCAAUGGCUGUGGAAGCAAGCCAUCUUGCUCGGUGUGUUCGUCCGUGGACAACGUGCUGGUCAUCCAGAGCGAUGAAGAUGUUCAGGAAGCUUGGGAUACUGCCCGGCGAAUUUCCUGCAGCCAGGUCGAGCAGCAACAGAACACCAUCUUCUUCAAGCCUUUCGUUGUGGACAUGCUGGAAGUGGUCAAUGUCCCGACUGCUACAGGAGGCGUUGAAUGUUGGAUGGACAUCCAGCGAGGAUCGUACCCAAGCAUAUCUCCGAUCCCGAGUAUCAUUAAGAUCGGCGAAGCGCUCAGUAUCCUGGUAUAUCUGAGAGAUCCACGUGGAGAGUAUGACGUAUCGGUUAGGGAUUGUUAUGCUUACGAUAGCCCCGAUUACGAUGCACAGGGUACAAAACGACUGCAACUUUCCGACAAAAAUGGAUGCUCCAGAAAGAAGAAGCUGUUUGGUCAAUGGCAAAAGACGACGCAGACUGGCAACACGGGAGCAACUCUCAUUGUGCACAAUGACAUCAAGGCGUUCAAAUUCCCCGAUCGGAUGCAGGUGUUCCUCAAGUGUGAUAUUGAAAUUUGCCGAGGAGGCUGUGGUCCGCAAGUCUGUGAAAUCGAAGAACUAGUCAAAGCUGUUGAGGGUUCAACUACAACUAAACGACCAACUCCCGCUGCUACAGUUCCCCCACGUCGAGGAACUCGACCACCGCAAACUAUUCCGGCCACGUUCCCAACUCGCGGUCGUCGACCAGUUUCAACUGCUCAACCAUCCGUCCCUAUCACGACCCAACGAACCGUGACAUAUACCACGCAGACACCGCAACGCCGAACUCGGCCAACGACUGCCGCUCCAGCGUACCAACCAACCACAACUGCUCCUCAGCGACGCCGUACACGACCACCAACCGUUGCAACCACUGAGUUUGUUUGCGCGCCAGGAUCCACAGAUGAUCGGUGCAACACUAUUCUCGUUACCGAUAAGCCCAACUGCUAUCGAGGUUCUCGAGACCCACGGUGUCGUCAACAAGCAACACCUGCACCAGCUACUACUCCAGCACCACUGCGUUGCUUCCCGGGAUCUACGGACCCUCGUUGCCCAACAGUCGCACCAGCUCCAACUACCCCGGCAUCUCCUCGUUGUUUCCCGGGCUCAAGAGAUCCACGUUGUCCAACAGUUGCACCAGCUCCCACUACCCCGGCACCUCCACGUUGCUUCCCAGGAUCCACCGAUCCACGAUGCCCAACAAUUGCUCCCCCAACAACUCCGGCUCCUUUGAAGUGCUUCCCUGGCUCCAACGACCCACGAUGCCCAACCGAACCACCGGUAACUACUCCGGCACCGCCACGUUGUUUCCCAGGCUCAUCGGAUCCACGUUGCCCAACCACGUUCCGUCCUUCUACCGAGCGUGCUACCCGUCCCACAGGACGUGGCACACGACCAACUGGCCGAGGAACUAGACCCCCGAGACCGGUCACCGAGGCACCCAUCUACGUACCUCCAGUUGAGAGUCAAAGAACAACUUCAGCUCCGGAUUGUUACCCGGGAUCGACUGACCGACGUUGUCCACGACCAGUACCGUCAACCCCGCGACCAGUGGAAGAAGUCAGACCAUCACCAUCUGAGCCCAAUUGUUACCCCGGGUCAAACGAUCCACGUUGCCGUACGCCUGUGCUCAGAUGUACCCCAGGCUCAACUGAUCCUCGUUGCCCGGGAGCACGACCCACGACUUCAGCACCAAGAUGUUAUCCUGGUUCCCAGGAUCCAUCUUGCUUCGAGGCACCUACGUACCUGCCGCCAGAGCAAUCAACAACUACUACACAGCGACCGACUCCACCACCGACCACGGCUGCCCCAAGAUGUUAUCCAGGAUCACCCGACCCACGGUGUCCUCAAACGACUACACGCACGACUACGCAAGCACCUCGCUGCUACCCAGGCUCCACGGAUCCACGCUGUCCUCAAACGACACCGGCUGCUCCCACUACGACGCCUGCUCCACGCUGUUAUCCAGGUUCCUCUGAUCCUCGAUGCCCAACUACUCCACGGCCAACUCCAACGACGACUGCGGCCCCACGUUGCUAUCCGGGAUCGACCGAUCCCCGGUGUCCAACAUCUCCACCAACCACCCAACCUCCCACCUAUCUUCCCCCACAAACAACCGCUGCUCCAAGAUGUUAUCCAGGCUCUUCUGAUCCUCGUUGUCCUGUGCAAACCACUGCCGCGCCAAACUGCUACCCAGGAAGUACGGACCCACGUUGUCCCAAGCCCGUAACUACUACACAACGACCUGUGCCUACUACGCAACCGGCGCCCAGAUGUUAUCCGGGUUCCACUGAUCCGAGAUGUCCAACGACUCCUCGUCCUACGACCACUGCGGCACCAAACUGCUACCCAGGCUCCACAGAUCCACGUUGUCCGAAACCCGUAUCGACCACGCCUGCAUUGAGAUGUUAUCCGGGAUCUCCUGACCCACGGUGCCCAACAACGCCACGUCCAGCGCCAACGACGACACCGGCUCCAAGAUGUUAUCCGGGCUCAACGGAUCCACGUUGCCCGCAACCAGUAACUACUACACAACGACCUGUGCCCACAACGACACCAGCUCCAAGAUGUUACCCGGGCUCCACUGACCCAAGAUGUCCAACAACACCUCGUCCAACGACAACUGCCGCUCCCAACUGCUACCCUGGAUCCACAGAUCCUCGUUGUCCAAAGCCGGUGUCAACUACGCCAGCUCUGCGGUGCUACCCGGGAUCGACCGACCCACGAUGCCCAACAACGCCACGGCCGACCACAACUCCGCGACCUGCACCAACAACAACACCAGCUCCACGUUGCUACCCGGGAUCCGCUGACCCACGUUGCCCACAACCGCCACCAACGACUCAACCUCCAACCUAUCUUCCUCCGCAAACGACCGCUGCUCCCAGAUGCUAUCCAGGAUCUACUGAUCCUCGUUGUCCUGUGCAAACCACUCCGAAGCCCAACUGCUACCCGGGAAGUACGGACCCACGCUGUCCCAAGCCUGUAACUACCACACAGCGGCCUGUGCCUACUACGCAACCGGCUCCAAGAUGUUAUCCAGGUUCCAGUGACCCGAGAUGUCCAACAACUCCAAGACCAACAACUACUGCUGCACCAAACUGCUACCCAGGAAGUACGGACUCACGUUGCCCUAAGCCUGUGACUACUACACAGCGGCCUGUUCCUACCACGACACCAGCUCUCCGAUGCUACCCAGGCUCGACGGAUCCACGUUGCCCUGUGCAAACCACGCCGAAACCAAAUUGCUACCCAGGUAGUACGGAUCCUCGUUGCCCCAAACCAGUAACUACUACACAGCGUCCAGCGCCGACUACGACUCCGGCUCCAAGAUGUUAUCCAGGUUCCACCGAUCCAAGAUGUCCAACAACUCCAAGACCAACGACCACUGCCGCUCCCAACUGUUACCCAGGAUCCACAGAUCCUCGUUGUCCAAAGCCGGUGUCAACUACGCCAGCUCUGCGGUGCUACCCGGGAUCGACCGACCCACGAUGCCCAACAACGCCACGGCCGACCACAACUCCGCGACCUGCACCAACAACAACACCAGUUCCACGUUGCUACCCGGGAUCCGCUGACCCACGUUGCCCACAACCGCCACCAACGACUCAACCUCCAACCUAUCUUCCUCCGCAAACGACCGCUGCUCCCAGAUGCUAUCCAGGCUCUACUGAUCCUCGUUGUCCUGUGCAAACCACUCCGAAGCCCAACUGCUAUCCGGGCAGUACGGAUCCGCGCUGUCCCAAGCCUGUAACUACUACACAGCGGCCUGUGCCCACAACGACACCAGCUCUUCGAUGCUACCCAGGCUCGACGGAUCCUCGUUGCCCUGUGCAAACUACUCCAAAGCCAAAUUGCUACCCAGGUAGUACGGAUCCUCGUUGCCCCAAACCGGUAACUACCACACAGCGACCAGUGCCCACAACGACACCAGCUCCGAGAUGUUAUCCAGGUUCCACUGACCCGAGAUGUCCAACAACUCCUCGUCCAACGACCACUGCCGCACCAAACUGCUACCCAGGAAGCACGGAUCCACGUUGUCCUAAACCAGUUUCCACCACACCAGCUCUGAGAUGUUAUCCGGGAUCGACCGACCCACGGUGCCCAACAACGCCGCGACCAACGCCAACGACGACGCAGGCUCCUCGUUGCUACCCAGGCUCGACGGACCCCCGUUGUCCUAAGCCUGUAACUACCACCCAGCGACCCGUGCCCACUACCACACCGGCUCUUCGCUGCUACCCAGGCUCGGCAGAUCCUCGUUGUCCAACGACUCCCCGUCCAACGACAACAACCCGUGCUCCGUGCUAUCCAGGAUCGCCGGACCCGGCCUGCCCACGACCAUUCUACACCACCACCCCGUCGUCUUGCUACCCAGGCUCGCCGGAUCCUAACUGCCCGCAACCGUACAGGCCCAGCAGUACCAACCCACCGGCCACUUACCUGCCACCACUGCCAGCCGGACUGCGCAUCGUACGCCACUUGAGCGAAAGCACGCUGAACGACAUCAACGCCCUGGCGGAACAACCGGAACCGGCCACCAUCGAGGAGGUUAACGUCGAGGAGAACCAAAACACGCUGCUGGAGCGCAGCAAGCGGGACCUGUCCGAGUCCGCCAAGGAAAUCAUUUCAAUCACGCUCAGCGUAAAGGGCUUCCAGUUUGAGCCCCACUCGAAAUAGGGAAUUUAACCUCGCGUUAAGAAUACGGGAUGAUUCUUGCAGAAGAAGGAAAAAUACUCUUUAUUUUUAUGUGUUAACACUAGCGAAAGCUGCCACCCCUCCCAUAGUCUGUACAAAGAUUCGAAGUUAUGAACACAUUUGAUGCUAUGAGCUAGUGAGUACCAGGCGUGCAAGCAUAGUUUCAUCGGGAAUCGCUGUCCCCCCCCCCCCUAAAACUGUACAUAUAGCGGAAUGACAAGAAGGAUUACGAAGUUGUUGUUGUAAAUAAAGUCAAAUUGAAUAAAUGGUUU
Messenger RNA from Culex quinquefasciatus (southern house mosquito), 5768 nucleotides. RefSeq names its product mucin-2 (gene zye). NCBI's taxonomy places the organism in Eukaryota, Metazoa, Arthropoda, Insecta, Diptera, Culicidae. The transcript has 8 exons. The record is from RefSeq and is a predicted model, not a curated record. The coding region runs from base 421 to 5478 and encodes 1685 amino acids.